AUGGGGUCCAACGAGGCGGACAAGCCGCUGCGGCGGAUCGGUGCAUCGUUUGAGCAGCUCGCGGCCGUCGCCAAGCCGCAGCAGCAGCCCGCGAUGGCGGCGGGGGACUUCUUGCGUGCCUGCUCCAACGUCUCCGUCCUCUUCGGCUGCCUCGGCAUCGCCUUCAAAUUUGCCGAGAUGGACUAUGACGCCAAGUAUUGA
Triticum turgidum subsp. durum (durum wheat) is the source of this 201-nucleotide messenger RNA. The record is from the annotation of a GenBank genome assembly. Lineage: Eukaryota; Viridiplantae; Streptophyta; Magnoliopsida; Poales; Poaceae.